Drosophila grimshawi is the source of this 749-nucleotide messenger RNA. RefSeq names its product probable RNA-binding protein 18. Gene Ontology annotation, molecular function: RNA binding. The transcript is spliced from 3 exons. Lineage: Eukaryota; Metazoa; Arthropoda; Insecta; Diptera; Drosophilidae. The record is from RefSeq and is a predicted model, not a curated record. The coding region runs from base 152 to 652 and encodes 166 amino acids.
CACAACAAACGCUGCGCCCAGCAGUAGCAGUAGCAGUAGCAGCAACAGCAUUAAUGCAUCCGCACAGGCCAAUGCCAUAUCCGAGGAGCACAGACGCAUUUGGGUGGGAAAUUUGGACUCGCGCAUCACCGAGUUUCAACUUCUCAAACUAAUGCAAAAAUGCGGUGCCAUCGACAAGUUUGACAUGCUAUUCCACAAGGGCGGUCCCAUGGUCGGUCAGUCGCGGGGUUACGCCUUCGUCACAUUCGCCCAGAACGAGGGCGCCACAAAUGCGCUGAUGAAACUGGAUGGCACCCAUGUGGGAAGCCGUUCAAUAGCUGUGCGCUUGGCAAAGAACAUUAAAUACGAUGAUCUGCAAAGGCCGAAGCCUCGCAUUGAGAUUCCAGCGCUAGGCAGCGGCAAGCGGGAGGAGAAGAUCAGCAAAGCGGAGGCGAUUCGUGCCAUUGAGGCGAAACUUAAGACUCUGGAGCGACAGACCGAUGACAAUUUGGAACUGAAUCCCAUCGGACGUGAGCCAAACGUGCCAUUUAUUCAGCGCUACCAAUUUAACAAAGAUCGUGAUACUCAGCAACGGACUGGCCCACAUGGCAAAUACAUGAAAAAUAAGUCAUCGGCACCAUACCAUCGACAGCAGCAGCCCAAGCGACGCUGAACUGAAACUCAUCUGAAGAAACUCAACAUUCUCUCGAGCACUUGCAAAAAAUCACUCUAUUCAUUUAAUUUAUUAACAUAAAAUUAAAACAGCAAAU